Penicillium canescens is the source of this 1065-nucleotide messenger RNA. RefSeq lists its product as uncharacterized. The transcript has a single exon. The record is from RefSeq and is a predicted model, not a curated record. Gene Ontology annotation, molecular function: high-affinity zinc transmembrane transporter activity. Gene Ontology annotation, biological process: zinc ion import across plasma membrane. The coding region runs from base 1 to 1065 and encodes 354 amino acids. NCBI's taxonomy places the organism in Eukaryota, Fungi, Ascomycota, Eurotiomycetes, Eurotiales, Aspergillaceae. Gene Ontology annotation, cellular component: plasma membrane.
AUGGCUUUCGACCCGCACAACGUCGACCUAGACAUGGCCGACCCAGCCGAGAUUGUUUGCUAUCUCAAUGCCGAGGGAAACGAAUAUGACGGCCGCAUGGGCGCGCGCGUCUCAGCUAUCUUCGUCAUCCUAGUCGUCUCCUCAGCAGCAACCUUCUUCCCCGUGCUGGCAAAGCGCGCACCAAGCCUCCGCAUCCCACUCUACGUUUACCUUUUUGCGAAAUACUUCGGUGCAGGUGUCAUCAUCGCCACGGCUUUCAUCCACCUGCUCGACCCGGCCUAUAGUGAAAUCGGCGGAAGCUCCUGCGUCGGGUUGACGGGUCACUGGGCUGAUUACGCCUGGUGCCCAGCUAUUGUGCUCACAUCCUUGAUGGUCGUCUUCUUAUUGGACUUUGGCGCUGAGCGCUGGGUCGAAGUGAAGUAUGGUAUCUGUCGUGAGGACCCAGAGCCGAUAAUGGCUUCUCCUAGUGGAGUCGAAGUGCAGCAUGGGGUCCGGCGAUCAAUUUCGCGCUCGCAUUCGCAUGAUAAGCAGGUGAAGGAGAUUGAGUCGCAGUCUCAGGAACUGCUGAUCGAGCGCUCGUUUAAGCAGCAGAUUGCCGCGUUCCUGAUUCUUGAAUUCGGAGUCAUCUUCCACUCUGUGAUCAUCGGGCUGAACCUCGGUGUUGCUGGUGAAGAGUUCGCAACUCUCUACCCUGUGCUUGUGUUCCAUCAGUCUUUUGAAGGUCUCGGUAUUGGAGCUCGGAUGUCCAGUAUUCCGUUCAAGAAGGGGAGCUGGUUGCCUUGGUUUCUGUGUACUGCUUAUGGAUUGACCACGCCUAUUGCUAUUGCUAUUGGUUUGGGACUGCGCACUACUUAUAACCCAGGUUCGUUCACGGCUAAUGUUGUCUCUGGUGUGUUGGAUGCUAUCUCGGCUGGUAUCUUGUUGUACACUGGUCUUGUUGAGUUGCUGGCAAGGGAUUUCUUGUUUGACCCUCACCGCACUCAGGAUGAUAAGCGUCUGACAUUUAUGGUGCUGGCCUUGUUGCUUGGUGCUGGUAUCAUGGCUCUGCUUGGAAAGUGGGCUUGA